Messenger RNA from Cotesia glomerata, 2221 nucleotides. RefSeq names its product probable tRNA (uracil-O(2)-)-methyltransferase. The record is from RefSeq and is a predicted model, not a curated record. NCBI's taxonomy places the organism in Eukaryota, Metazoa, Arthropoda, Insecta, Hymenoptera, Braconidae. The transcript has 4 exons. The coding region runs from base 320 to 2188 and encodes 622 amino acids. Gene Ontology annotation, molecular function: tRNA (uridine) methyltransferase activity; metal ion binding. Gene Ontology annotation, biological process: tRNA methylation.
GUCGAAUGAUGGCGAGCAAAUUUUUGCAAGAAACAGUGAAAACUCCCAAAGAAUUGUAUAAAUUUUUAUUAAGGUCGUGUAAUAAACUUCCAAAAGGUCCUCAAGAAUUUUAUAAACAUUCAGUUAAACAGAGUUUUAAACAACAUGUGUUCGAACCUGACCCUGAAAGAGUAAAGCAAAUAAUAAAUAAAUCAUUAUCUGACGCUGAGUGGAUUUUUAAAAAGUAUAACAUUGAUAUCGAGACAUUGAUUCCAAAAAAUCCUAAAUAAUAAAAUCAAAGAAAAAAAAAAUAAUUUGAAUAAAUUUAAAUUUGUUAAAAAUGGAUUAUCGCGUGUUAAUAAGCAAAGAGUGUGAUUUAUCAAUAAAUAAAUUCUGGAAAGGUAUUGAAAUAUUACUAAACAACAGUCACUUAAUAAACAAGAGAGUAGUCUUGUCGACAAUUAUUCUUAAAGCUGAAUUAUCAAACAUCAAUAUUGACUCUGUAGUCGAGCACAUUGCGAGUAUCAAUGACGUUUCUCAGCUUAUUGAGUAUGACUCAAAUAAAAAUUUAAAUAUCAUUAAUAAUUACGACUUUAUUAUCUUACCUGAAGAGUUUAAUAUUUUUGAAGAUGACGUCGGAGUUAAUCAAGAACAGACUAUAUAUUUAAUAGUCAAAAAAUUACUUCCAAGAGAGAGCGAAAAAUUUUCGCAAGCGAUAGAGUUUGAUAUUAUUGAUAAAAAUAAUAAAGUAAUUAUAAGUUUUACCAAGCAAAUUUUAGAUGACAGUAAAAAGUCUCUUGGUCUUAAAUGGCCGUAUAAAAUAAUAAAUGAUAAUAAUAAUAAGCAAGUAAGUUUGUUAAUUCCAAAUGAAUUUUCUAAUGAAUCAACGAACGAGUCAAGUAUUGACUGGCUUAAGACAAAACUCUUCAGCAGUUUGGUAAAGUGGAUGGAGUAUGAUGAUAAGCAGAAGAAAUCAUUCAUCCAAGGAUCGUUGAAUUUAAUUUCUAAUGAGAAAUAUUGUAAAUUGUAUAAUGAGCUGAAGAAAAAGUACGGAAUUGAUUUAGUUAAAAAUUGGCCGGAGUGCACUGACCCUCAAAAAUUUGUUUAUGAAGAUGUUGCUAUCGCUAGUUAUUUAAUUGUACUCUGGGAGCAGGAGAGAGAAGAAAAAAAAAUAGAUAAAAAACAAUCUUUUUUAGAUCUCGGUUGUGGUAAUGGCUUGCUUGCUUAUAUUUUGAGCAAUGAAGGAUUUCCUGGACGUGGUGUUGAUUUGCGUCGACGUAAGAUCUGGGAUUUAUUUGCUGAAACUACUCAAUUAGAGGAAAAAACAUUAAUUCCCUCAUCAGCCUCAUUAUUUCCUGACACAGAUUGGCUGAUAGGAAAUCACUCGGAUGAAUUAACACCGUGGAUACCAGUAAUAGCAGCACGUAGUUCGUAUAACUGUAGAUUUUUUUUACUUCCUUGCUGCGCUCACGAAUUUGACGGUAGAAAAUACCAAAGAAGUUGCGCGGGGAAUAGUCAGUAUUUAGAAUAUUUAGAGUAUGUAAAAAGUAUUUGUGAAGGCUGUGGGUUCAUCACAAGGUGCGAUAGAUUACGCAUACCAUCUACCAAACGAGUGUGUUUAAUUGGAUGGCAAAGAAAUUACCAGGAGUCUCAAGUCCCGGAGAUAAAUAAGCGAAUCGAAGAGAUAAUAAAUGCAAGAGCGUUGCAAAAAAUAAAUAGUGUUAAUCAAGAUGAUAAAUGGUCAAGUGAUUUUAAGCCACGGGAUCUUGUUGAGAAAGUUAAAAAUUGUACUAAGGUUGAUAAAAAUAUUGUUAAUGAGAUUGUUAAUUUAGUUGCUAAUUAUCUGCUGCAAAAGGUCAGAAUAAUUGGUGUUAAAAAGGAUGAUGAUAGUGAGGAAUGCAAGUGGAAUGCUGGAGGUACUAUUGAAUUGAAUGAAAUUGCUAAACUUGUACCAGCUAGUACUUUAAAAGAGUUAAAAGCAGAAUGCGGAGGCUUGCAAACUCUCUUAAGGAAUAAUAGCAAUAUUUUUCAAAUUUAUAAUGGUACAGUUCAAUUCAAAAUUCCGGGGGGUGAUAAUUUAAUUAAUAAAAAACGUAAAAAUAAAUCAAAUGUACGAUUAAAAGUAAAACCGUGCUGGUUUUUUGUAAAUCAUCCCAACGGAUGUCCGCUGAGCGAUAAUAAAUGUACAUUCAAACAUAUAAAUUCAUAAAUUAAAAAAAAAUAAUUUUUGGAUAAAAUAAAU